UUUUUUUUUUUUGGUUUCGUGAGGGGUCCUAUCACAGUGUUUUUGUAGCCAUGCUCUGCGCUGGGUCCGGCGGGGCUGUCCUAGCUGACUGAGCCGCUCCGGCAGCGGUGGGUCCGGGUGCAGUGCACAGCCGGGGAAUGAGGCCUACUUGUUAAAGCUCCCCCACCACCCCACCGUCGCGAUGGCUGAUGAUCAACAACAACCUGGUCAGAAGCCUGCCUCGGGAUUAGGUUCUCUUCCAGCGCUGGUGCCAGGACUCCAAGGGCCCGAGGCCAACGCGUUGCAGUUCAAAAUAAAGAAUUCAAUUUGCAAAUCUGUACAAUCAAAAGUGGACAGUAUAUUGCAAGAUGUUGAGAAGUUUACAGACAUCGAAAAGCUCUACCUCUACCUUAAGUUGCCUUCUGGUCCCAGCAGUGGCAGUGAUAAAAGUUUCCCCAUAUCUAUUCAUCACCCCGACCCCCAAAUUCUGCCCAUUUGGACUGGGAAUGAGAGGGGGUCCUCUACUGCUGGAUUAUGUGACCAGAGUUCCAUGUCGUCGAGCCGUACUCAACAGAUGUAUGCAUUCAACUGGAUACGCAAUCACCUGGAAGAGCACCCGGAGACGUCCCUCCCCAAGCAAGAGGUGUACGACGAAUACAAGAGCUACUGUGACAAUCUUGGCUACAAUCCACUGAGUGCAGCAGACUUUGGGAAGAUCAUGAAGAAUGUCUUUCCCAACAUGAAGGCUCGUCGUCUGGGCAUGAGGGGAAAAUCAAAAUAUCCUUACAAUGAAAUCAAGAUAUACUGCUACAGCGGGUUAAGAAAGAAAGCUUUCGUUCACAUGCCAUCCCUACCCAACCUGGAUCUGCAGAAAUCCGGUGACGGGUGUGAGCUGAUGGAGUCGAGCGGUCAGUCUCCCAGCGCCGAGGAUGAGAUGAGGUCCGCGGCCUGCGGGCUGGUGUGUGAGUGGGCGCAGAAGGUGCUGAGCCGUCAGUUUGACAGCGUGGAGGACCUGGCUCGCUUCCUGCUCAACAGUCACUACAUUGGUACAAAGUCCAUGGCUGCUCUCACUGUUAUGACUGGAACACCCACAGGAAUGAAGACCCCAACUCCAGCCUCUGCAUUCGUUCCCACUGCUGAGGCAAACUCUUUCCAGCCCCAAGUGAAGACCCUGGCGUCGCCCUCUGUUGACGCAAAGCAGCAACUGCAGCGCAAAAUCCAGAAGAAGCAGCAGGAGCAGAAGCUUCACUCGCCACUGCCCAGUGAGACGCAGGUGAAGCGGACGGAGGCCAGUACGCCCGGACCCACCAUCCCCUGUGGCAGUCCUGCGCUGCUGUCCCCUCAGCCAACCAUAGGAAUCGUAGUAGCGGCCGUCCCCAGCCCAGUCCCGGUACAGAGAAACAGGCAGUUGAUGACCUCACCGAGCCCUGUGGGGACAGCGGAAGGAAAAGUGUUGCCUGUAAACUUCCAGGUUGUCACUCAGUCUCUCAAACAGUCUCCCAAAACACCCCAGAAUGUCCCAGCAAGUCCCGUGGGAGACAGACUGGCACGACAUGGCACGCGGUACGCCCAAAUCCUUCCCAAGCCCUCUGCCACGAGUGCCAUAACCCUGCGCUCUCCCCCCACGCUGCUCAUCACCAACAGCCCCAUAAAGACCGUGAUGCCCUCUCCCCACGUCAGCUCUGUCAACGUGGUGAAGAUGACGGCCAUCGCUCUGGCCCCCAGCAGCAGCAGCAACAGCAGUGUGCGACCAGCCUCUGCCGGCGUGAGCGUCGCAGCUGCUUUGGACGAUUCCCAGCUGUCCCAGAGCGGGAAUUCGGCAGCUCCCCAGUCUCCUGCAGUCAAACCUGCUGCAACGUUGACCCCAACCCUCUCUGCGGACGCCAAAGGGUUGUCUGACACUGGAAGUGACAAUAAUUCCUUGUCUGGGGCAGAGAAGCAUGUUGGAGGAGCCAAAGAGGAGAAGAUGGUAAAAUUCAGAGCUGCAAGUGAGCCGAGCUUUUUUGUGAAAUGUUCCCCAGGACCAGAGAAAGGGUUGCGGACAAAGAGUGACUCCGCUUCCCCUCCCAGCUCUGCAUCUGGGACUCAGGACAGCAAUAACAGUAACUGCCAUGACAGUACUUUGUACUUGACUGUUGAUAAUCAGAACUCCAAUGGCAACACGUCGUCCAACGGCUCGUCCGCUGUUACUCUCACAUCUAAGGAUGCCUGCCUAGAUGCCAAGAGCCCCAGGAAGCGUGCAGCGGGGGAAUCCCACGUUAUUCCUGUCAAGAGGGUCUUUAUCUCCCAGCAACCGGUUGCUGUCAUUGACAAUCCCAAACCUGGGUUGAACACUGCAAUGAAGAGAAUUCCCAGACCAGGAACCCCUGCGAGACCAGAGAGUGCCCCCUGCAAAGGGAUUGCCAAACACACGGCGUUGGGGCCCAAUCAGAUCCUUGCACUUACAGACGCACCUCUCACGCACACCGAGGGAACGCAGACUGCCGCGAAACAGCAAGAUUCAAAACACGAGGACCAUUCCAUCGCUGUGGAUCCCUCUGCCGGACCAGCAGGAAGCAACGCGUCCGACCAGGCGCUGCUGCAGCAGAUCACCGGGGACCCUCGUGCCGUUACGGCCAACUCAGGACCACACGAAGCCUCUGUGAGCGAUUUAAAGAGCACAAUAUGGGAGACUCAGCAGAUACCAGCAGAACACAAACAGGCUCCCGCUGACCAGCUCUCCAUGAUGGCUCAACCGUCCGAUGCCUCGGGCCAGCUCACCCUCACGCAGAUGGUCGACUUUGCCAGUUCUCAGUCGAACAUGGACUACUUCUCGUUCAACGAUGACGAUAUGACGCAGGACAGCAUCGUGGAGGAGCUGGUCCAGAUGGAGGAGCAGAUGAAGCUGAAGGGCCUCUUUGGGAACUGUGUUGACGUGUCCGGGUUGCAGGGUCAGUCGGCCGGCGGUCAGGGCUCCAUCCUCGCCGCCCAUCAAACCAGUUCGACCUUUUACCACUCGACUCACAGCAGCACCACCCCUGUUCAGACUCCCACCCCGACUCCGACACCCACCCCGACGCCAACUCCCACUUCUGAGAUGACGCUCGCGCACAGCCUGACCCGAGAGAGCCCCUGCUCCCGAAUGGCUCCCGUCACCCCCGUAGACGGAGCAAUGGGCCGGCACACCCCAAUUAGCACGCCGCUGUCCAACUGCAGCAGCAGCGUGCCGCCAAGCCCCGUGGAGUGCAGGAAUCCUUUUGCUUUCACUCCCAUAAACUCGAGCAUCACGGGAUAUCAUGACGCGAGCAUCGUCUCCAGCAGCCCUGUCAAACCCAUGCAAAGGCCCAUGGCGACGCACCCUGACAAGGCCAAGCUGGAGUGGAUCAACAACCGUUACAACAGUAACUCUGCCGGACCUCUGUCUAACCACAGCAUCGGCAUUCUGCCGAGCUACCAAGACCUGGUGGAUGAUCAGUUUCGCAAACCUCACGCAUUUGCAAUUCCUGGCCAGUCGUUCCAGUCUCAGGCGAGGCAAGACGGCGCUCACUUUGGACGCAUUACUCCAAUUUCUCCAGUGCAGCAGCAGCAGCAAACACAGCAGCAGCAGGCAAGUGGUGUAACGACUCCCACCAAGCAGGAGAGCUUCGCCGUACCUGCACCGCUAGACAACAAGGCUUCAGCCUCUACGGCGUCCAACACUUUCCGCUGCCGCAGCGUUAGUCCCGCUGUGCGGCAGAGGAACUUCAGCGGUAAUGCCAACCCCCCGGCCACCACCACGAGCACCACAACAACGACUCGAGCCGUGGUCUCGCCCUUUAACUCCCCCAUAACCUCAGAAGUGCUCAGCAUCCUGUCCAACAGCCAGACUGUCAGCUCUGUGCACAGCAUGGUGCAGCGCAGCCAGUCCGUGCCUCUGAACAUCAUGAUGCAGAGCGAGAUGCUGCCUGUGCAGGGUCAGAGCAACACCGCCAAGAUCACCAGCGUCCUCCUCAGCAAGAUGGAAGCAGACGGAGAUGACUCCGUCCGUGGUCUGGGCAUCAACAACCUCCCCUCUAAUUACACGGCCCGCAUGAACCUCACCCAGAUUCUAGAGACGGCUCCGAGCUUCUCGGGAGGAACCGCGUCCCAGAAUCAGCUGCCCGUCAGCUCCAGCCCUGCUGCCUUCGAGCUCCAGCAGCAUGGCUACCUCACAGCUGGGGACACUCAAGCACAAGCAGGUCCCAGUGAGCAAGACCAGCACCAGCAGCAGCAGCAGCAGCUCCGAGAAGAUCCCGCGCAGACACAACCGCAGCUCCUCCUCCAGAGCACACAGCAGCAGCAGCAGGAGGCGGAGGACGAACAGCAGCAACUCGAUUUCAACAACACUGUCAAGGACUUGCUGGGCGAGGACGGACUCAAUCCCAGCUCCCAACUGGUGGGUCAGGUCGCCUCGGAGCUCAACGCAGUGGCGUCCGACUUCUCCAGCGACAUCAGACUGACCUCAGAUCUGUCCAGUAGCAUCACUGACCUUAACACGUUGGACGCCAACUUGCUGUUUGACCCCAAUCAGCAGCAGGAGCAGUACGAAGACUCGACACUGGAAGAACUAAAGAACGACCCACUUUUCCAGCAGAUAUGCAGUGAUACUGUGAAUUCUGGUUUUGAGUGGCUAGAGAGCAAAGACCAGCCUACUACCGUGGAGAUGCUGGGUUAACGUUCUCUUCUACUCUGUAUGAUUUAUGUUCUCUGUUUGUUCAGUUUGGUGCACAUGUAUAUAUCUGUUUUUAACCCAUCGUUUGUCGGAGUUUGUCUGGACUUUGGCCGUUUGUUCUGUUCAAAGUGCCAUGCUUGCCAGAGCAAUCUCCCGCCACCUUUCUUCCCUCCCUCAUCAUUUGUCAACAAUAUUUCAGUAUUUUGCUCACUUUUCUCCCUCAUCUGAGAUCUAAAAUGUUAGCAUUUCAAGAGAAGGGUGCGAACACUCUGUGGCAGCAUGCACCGACAAACAAAGAGCAGAUAUGUGCGCUUUGAAGGGUAAUCUUUAUUAAUGCAAUAUUUAUACUUUACGAACAACAAAGGAAUAGGAAAUGCUUCGCAAAUCUGGCACACGAGAGUUCACCAAAAAAAGAAAAAAGCAUAUUCUCCUUUUAACGUGUGCAGUUCAAGUUCAACCAAAUGGAGACAAUAUUGGUUAUCGUGGUAUAUGCACAUAAAAGUUGUAGUACGUUUGCCUGCCAUAUCAAAAAAAAUAUAAAAAGGGCAGCAUCUUUAGCUGCCAGGUGCUGAAUUUCUGACAUAAUCUUUAUACUUUUAUCAUAAACCAACAUCAGUGAAAAACUGAUUCAUGUGUGAAACCUCUCAAAGCCUAUACUUCUUGUACUGUUUAUUAUCUUCAAAAAAAAGGGAGAUUGUGGGUCAUUAGGGAGAAGAUGGAGAUGCAGGCCACUUUGUGGAGUAUUUAUUGAAAAAAAUCAACAACUUGGCUGCCUUAUUCCCAAAGUUUAAGGCCUUACGCCAUUGUUAGAUGAACUGUAUAUAGUAUAAUGUUAAGAUAUCCAGAGCUUCAUCCUUUCACGGCAGCUGUUACUCUCAUAUUUUAAGUUCCUUUCUCUGUUCUUGUUUUGCAUUGUUACAAGAUAGACGGGUGCUGCUCAUUCCCAUUUUUCAUACCUUUUUUUUUUUAGAUGUUUCUUGGGAAUGAAGUGGAGCUGUUGGUGGCAUUUCAUACCAGCCAUGGUACCAAUUUGUACCUGCUAGGAGGGCGUUUCCUACCCUAUUUGACAACUGAAGAGUUAAAGUGAUUUUCCAUGAUCUCCUUAUAGUUUGUAUUUGGUUAUGUAACAGCAAAAAAUACUAUUGCUUAAGCUGCGUUUCAGUAUGCCACCCUGAACCUUUUUCUACCUGGAGCCUUUUAUAUUACCCUGGCCGUAUGUGGGGUGCAGUGAAUGUUGUAAGGUGCAAAACUGUGUUUAAUGUAAAGGACGUCCAGAAUGGGUGAAAUGUAACAAUUUCAAAGUUCCUUUUGACUUCAGGAACGUUUUUCAGGACUCAGUGUUGUUUUCUGGGCCCAUUUUAAAGCAAUUUCAAAACAAUCCUUCUUGCCACGGGACUAUUUUAGUGUUUUAAUCCUUUUAAGCUACAACGCAAAGAUAAAGACAUGUAAUGAGGCACUGCUAAUGGCCAUCUGCAACAUGUUUCUCAGACUUAAAUUAUUAAUUAUCUAAGAAAUUUAAAAUUUUAUCUGACUUUGAAGUGAUUUUAGUAGAGCAGAAAUAGCUGAAAAUCAGCAGAAAUAAAAGCUCCUGAUGCUUUUAUUUUUGCAACAGGAGAGAGUCUGUCUCGCAUUCAGCUUCUGAACAGGAUCUUGGUCAACACUCCUGCAGUAGAAAGACAUUCCCACUCACAGUCAGCAUUUGUAAUGUGCAUGAACUGCACUGAUUUGGACUCUCACAUUGGAAAUGCAUUCCAGAAACGGCUUGGGUGGAAAAAAUAGUCCUAUAAAAAAUUUAUUCUGGGAGAAAACAAUCAGAAUGCUCCUUUAAAGUCUGACUGCCCAUUUGGUUUUGUGACUGUAUUAAAUUCUAUCUUCCAGCAGGAGGUUGUUGGAAGUAAACUCUUCUUAGCCCACUUCUCUCCAGAAUUUAAUUUCCUGGGCCCUUUCAUAUCUGUUUGUAGCAUACAUUUUGACAGCAUGAUGGAAAUCCGUGCUGUUUAUGUAAAUUAUGUGCACACUAAUAAGUGGAUAAAAUGCUUGGAGAAUAAAAAUAAAAAAAUCAGAAAUGUUUAGGAAUCUCUCACCACGCAGCUCCACCAUGAAUUUUCACCAAAAGGGCCGUUUUCUGGGGUGAAUUUCUACCGUGGCGGUUGGAUUUGGUUCUGGUUCCUGAAGAGGAAAUGAUGAGGGUUAAAAAAUGGUCCCAGAAAACUGUGCUGUUCCUGGAAAAGGUUGCUGUAUUUGAAACAAACCUUUAGUCAUUUCAGUUCGAUCAGGGUUCAUGUUUGUUGCCAUGUUUCAUAAGCGUCAUCUGGUCCAAACAGGAAUCAGAAAUAAAGUAAAUGGGAAUAGGCUGAGAUUUCUACGAGCAUUUCCAUAAUUCAUUAAAAAAAAAACCUUCACUAGCAACAAAAAUGAACGAAUAUGCAAAGAUUUACGUGUGGACUGGUUUGUUUACGGGUGCGAAACAGUAGAAAGAAGCGAUGAAUCGGCAACUGGUGGGUUUGAACCGAAGAACCAACUCCAUAAGGUAUUGGCUACAACCUUAUUGGUGGGAACAAAAAUUGCCACGCUGUCCUUUCAAUUGUGAGAUGUUUUUAGUUUUUUUAUUUUUGCACUCCCAGGCUAGAGAAUUUCAACGGCAUGGAGAAGGUUUUGCAAAACCAGGAGGACCGACAGGUUCUUGCAUGAGCUUCACGGAAAUAAUGUUUGUGCAGAUCCAGGCCUCAUUUUCAUGCCAAAGACAACCCGUUCCAAGAAUCGUAAGAGAUUAUUCCACACAGAAACACUCCGCGUUUAGCAUCCACGACACAACAGGAGAGCGGGGCAGCAUCAGAGAUUUAAGAGUUAAGGCUUAAGUUGAAUCUUCUGUACAGUUUGUAAAAUAGUGAAAUGGUCACUGUCCUAUGUUUUAUAGGUAACCAUGGACCUGAAAGCAUGUUGAAACCAUCACUGCUAGCCAGGUAGGCUCUGUGAUACAGUAGGAUGCUUGCUUCAGUUUUUUGGCUAUAUUGUCAAUGUUGUAAAAGUCAUGUUUAAGCUCCAUCUGUAAAUACAAUAGAUACAUAGAGAUUUGGUGUAUCCAGACACUAUAUUAUGGCCAUUAUCCUAGCUAAGUAUGUGCCAUUGAAAAGAAAAAAGAAGAAGCUUAACAGAUUUAUAGUUGGCAAGAUACUGUAUGUUGUGUGUUACAUUUCUGGCUCAAUGUGUCGUAACAGUAAUGCUGUCUGGUCUCGCUUGCUGAUUUUAUUUGACUAUUUUUAUUAUUAAUUUUGGUUUUUAUACUCAAAGAUAAAUAGGUCUCUGCAGUUGCAGAAGUGAUGUGUGCUGUGAGCAGGAUCAUUAGCAUGGUAUAUUAAGAAAAAAAAAGUUGUGAUACUGUUAGCUGGUUGCAGACUUCUCUGUGACAUUGUGCUCAAAGUUCGUCAGCAGACACUGGAGAAAAAAAACAACAAAAAAAAGUUUCAACAAACUUUGGAGGUUCACGUUAUUGCACUAAAUUUUUACGACACAUGGCUUUGUCACACCUUUAUGGACAAAAAUGAUAAAUUAUGAUGGGUGCCCGCUUAGAAAAAGAAUAAAAGGAAAGAAAAAUAUUUUUUAUGACAAGAUGAGUAAGGAAAAUAAGUGGAUUGUCAGAAAAUGACUAAUUGUCUUGUAGCAAAAUGUGCAUUAAUCUCAGUGAGAUACACGUUUCUUACUCGUUCUCAUACAUGAGAAUACAAAGCAUUGAGGGGGGGAAAAAAAAGCUAGAAUAACCUUUUAAAACCUACAUGCUCAUUAUGUUGAUAAAUGAUUGUAUACAUGCAUGUGUGAUGACUUCUGUUGUAUAUUCUUGGUAACCACUGUCUUCUGUGAUGUAGGCAGGUUCUGUUAACCAGACUGGCAGUGCUAGUUUCAUGAGUUACUUCACGUUUUUUUAUUAUUAUUAUUAAUAUUAUUAUUAUUAUUUUUAUUACGUGUGACUGUGCUGUUUACUAAGUUAAUGUUCUAUUUUUUCUGGAGUUUUUUCAAUUUGACAUUUUCCUAUUUUGAUAAAUGCAUUUGUGAAGAAACAUGUUUUCUCUUAAUUACCUUCUUUAACAACAUAGCACUGAUAUUUGACUUUAAAUGAAGGAAAUGCACCUCUUUAUGAUUACAGCAGCUCCAUCAAGCAGUGACUCUUGACUCUUUACCUUUUACUGACCCGACCCUGUUUGACUAUCGUGUCCGUUUCUACCAGUAGAAGAAGAAGAAAAAAAUCAACCCUCCUCUGUGUUGUUGUCUGGUGUUCUGCUUAAUGUACAGUAGCUUGUUAAUAUUGCAAACGCGUUGUUUCUUUUUCAAUGGAAAGUACUCACUGGUGAGAUUUUUAAAGUGGUUUUAAAAGCCAAUAAACUUUUUUAAAGAA
Poecilia latipinna (sailfin molly) is the source of this 9038-nucleotide messenger RNA. RefSeq names its product regulatory factor X7b (gene rfx7b). The record is from RefSeq and is a predicted model, not a curated record. Gene Ontology annotation, molecular function: RNA polymerase II cis-regulatory region sequence-specific DNA binding; DNA-binding transcription factor activity, RNA polymerase II-specific. Gene Ontology annotation, biological process: regulation of transcription by RNA polymerase II. Bases 182 to 4651 code for a protein of 1489 amino acids. Lineage: Eukaryota; Metazoa; Chordata; Actinopteri; Cyprinodontiformes; Poeciliidae. The transcript has 10 exons.